Molecule: messenger RNA, 2104 nt
Organism: Alligator sinensis (Chinese alligator)
Lineage: Eukaryota; Metazoa; Chordata; Crocodylia; Alligatoridae
Gene: TSPAN10
Product: tetraspanin 10
Exons: 3
Coding region: 97-1176 (359 amino acids)
Cellular component (GO): membrane
Source: RefSeq, a predicted model, not a curated record
AGAUAUCUGCUCAGCCCCGGGGCUCCCCUGCCUCUGCUCCCACCCCGUUGCUUGUGCAGGCUUCUUGCUGACCAGGCCUGGGAAAAAAGCAGCAGGAUGAAAUUCAAGCACAGGCUGGAAGCAAUGCGAGGCAGGCUCUUUGGGCGCCCUGGCACCAGUGAGCAGGAGGUUUCCCUUGGGGAGGUGACGGUGGAAGAGGAUGAGAGCAGCUGCUUGCUACCCAAGAGCCCCGGGCUGGGCAGGCUGUUCCCCGUGUCCCACCUCCGCGAUGUCCUGUCCUUCUCCGCUGAAGACCCAGACACCGACGACGCGUGCCUGGGGAAAUGGCAGCGUCUCGAGCCACCCCUGGGCACCUGGAGCUCCUGCGUCCGGUACGUGGCCUUCAGCUGGAACCUCCUGUUCUCCAUCCUGGGCUUGCUGACCCUGGCGGUCGGGGUCUGGGGGCUCCUGGACAAGGAGUCGCUGCUGGGCGAGCGCGUCGGGCUCCUGGGCACGGACCCCAUGCUCUUCCUGGCCCUAGUGGGGCUGGCGGUCAGCACGCUGUCCCUGGCGGGCUGCGCGGGGGCCCUCUACGCCAACGUCUGCCUCCUCAAGUUCUUCACUGGGGGCGUCCUCACCUUCAUGGCCAUGGAGCUCCUGGGCGGGCUGCUGCUGUACGCCCUGAGGCACCGGAUCAAGGACUCGCUGCGGGACACCAUGUUGCUGGCCGUGCUGCGAUAUCAGGACGACCUGGACCUGCGGUUCCUCAUGGAUGAAAUCCAGACGGGCUUGCAGUGCUGUGGGGUGGAGUCCUACCGGGAUUGGGAGACCAACCUGUAUUUUAACUGCAGCUCUCCCGGCGUCCAAGCCUGUGGCGUUCCAGCUUCCUGCUGCCUGGAGCCUCUGGGAAACGGGACCAUUGCCAACUCGCAGUGUGGCUUCGGGACCCUGGGCACAGCGGCCUCCGUGGCUGCAGGCACCAUCUCCCUUGGGGGCUGCCUGCCCCAGGUGACACGGUGGCUCAACAGCCACGUGGGGGUGAUCGGAUCCUACUUCGCCUGCCUGCUGGCCGUAGAGGUUGGAAGCUUGUUGCUGGCCACCAAACUGCUGGUGGACGUGGCUCUCGCUCAUGCGGCGAUCCAGACAACCCGCGGCACGAGCCCAGACCCCGGACUCACGGGGGAGAUGGGAACUUGACUAGCUCUGCACAAGCUGACGCUGAACCUGAGGAUCUUCAAGCCUUACCUACCCCGAAUGCUCUGGGGUACGAGCCCUUCUCUCUGGAUAAUUGCAGAGAAUGGCCUUUUAGCCUGUUGUGUGGAAGGGGGCUUUGCUCUGCUUGCACAGCUCCUCCGCUUUCUGAAUAAACCUAUGGACUGAUUCAAGGACUCGUGCUGUCUGGUGGGGGGUGCUUUCUCAUUUUCCCUGACUCCACUUACCCUGGGUCCUUGCAGCAGUGGUGCUGGGAGCUGGGCUCUGCCUGCUGGGAUGAACUCCUUUCUUCCAGAGUCUGAGCUUCCUUGCAAAAGGAGAUGCCCUGUCCCUCUAUGCCCUUGGCAGCAUGUGGGAUGGCAGUACCCCAGCACCCUGGCUGAAGGAGCAUAGCUGGCGGAUGGGGGUGCCUAAAUGCCCAAGGGGUGAGGCUUCCCCUGUUUGAGGGAACAGCUGUGCUGCCUCCAGCGGGAGGGUGGGGCUGACUCUCUCAUUCCCUGGCCACAACAUGGUCUGGUGGGGAGGGUCUCCCUUUUGCCCUGCUGUCUGGGGCCCCCAAGAGCAGUCCCAAAUGCACCAGCUCUGCUGAUGGCCUGGCUCCUGUCUCAGGCCUCAAAGCAAGCUGUUGUGAGCAGGGCCAGACUCUAUGGAGAAGCUGAUGCUGUAGCACUUUACCCCCAGACACUCAGCCCUGCCCUGGUGCAACCGCCAGCGAGGUCAUGUUUACCCAGAAAGGCACUGCAGGGUCCUGGCAAUGACCCCCAGCUCAGGCAUGCCCAGGCUGUUGGGCUUUGAGUCCAGGACUGCUCCAGCCACUGGUUGUCUAUGGACCAGGUGUACUGCUUAUGCACAGAGCUAAGCUGCUCUUCCCUUCUUUCCCCCAGGUGCAAAUAACUUUUCCAGAACCACAGCU